Messenger RNA from Trifolium pratense (red clover), 2524 nucleotides. Its product is annotated as vacuolar-sorting receptor 1. The record is from RefSeq and is a predicted model, not a curated record. Gene Ontology annotation, molecular function: calcium ion binding. Bases 207 to 2153 code for a protein of 648 amino acids. Lineage: Eukaryota; Viridiplantae; Streptophyta; Magnoliopsida; Fabales; Fabaceae. The transcript has 10 exons.
UGCAAGCGUCAAAAAAAAAAGUAAGCAAAGUCUGUCUCUAUCUAUCUAUCUAUGUCUCUCUCGGUGCUUUCAACUUAGCAACAGAAGAUAGAUAGAUAGAACGAACGAACAAGUUUGCAGUAACAUCAACAAAUAACACAUGCUCUUAAAUUAAGAUCAACUCAUCUCAAUCAAAUUACAGCAGAGCAGAGCAGAGAGCAGCAAUAAUGAAGUUUUCAGUGUUUUUGUUUAUAGGGUUUGUGUUGACUGGUAUGUCAAUGGCCAGAUUCGUAGUUGAGAAGAACAGUUUGUCGGUUACUUCGCCUGAUAAAAUUAAAGGCAAACAAGACAGUGCCAUCGGUAACUUCGGUAUACCUCAAUACGGUGGUAGCAUGGUCGGUAAUGUCGUUUACCCUAAAGAUAACAAUAAGGGUUGUAAAGACUUCGAUCAAUCUUUCAAAUCACACCCUGGUGCUCUUCCCACAAUCCUUUUGCUCGAUCGUGGAAAUUGCUUUUUUGCUUUGAAGGUUUGGAAUGCACAGAAGGCUGGAGCUUCUGCAGUUCUAGUUGCCGAUGAUAUCGAAGAACCCUUAAUUACUAUGGACACACCUGAAGAGGAUGGGUUGUCUGCUAAAUACAUUGAGAACAUAACAAUACCAUCUGCUCUUAUUGGUAAAAGUUUUGGUCAGAAAUUGAAGGAUGCCAUAAGUGGUGGGGAUAUGGUCAAUGUUAAUCUUGACUGGAGAGAGGCUGUUCCUCACCCUGAUGAUCGUGUCGAGUAUGAGUUGUGGACAAACAGCAAUGAUGAAUGUGGAGUUAAAUGUGAUAUGUUGAUUGAAUUUUUGAAGGAUUUCAAGGGUGCCGCACAGAUCUUAGAGAAAGGAGGUUACACUCAGUUUACACCUCAUUAUAUAACUUGGUACUGUCCUCAUGCAUUUACAUUGAGUAAACAGUGUAAGUCCCAAUGCAUAAACCAUGGAAGAUAUUGUGCACCAGAUCCUGAGCAGGACUUCAGCACAGGUUAUGAUGGGAAAGAUGUGGUUGUUGAAAAUUUGAGGCAGCUAUGUGUUUUCAAGGUGGCUAAACAAGCUGAAAAGUCUUGGGUGUGGUGGGACUAUGUCACUGAUUUUCAAAUUAGAUGCCCUAUGAAAGAGAAAAAGUACAACAAGGAAUGUGCAAAUGCUGUCAUUAAAUCUCUGGGUCUUGACAUCGCAAAGAUUGACAAAUGCAUGGGAGACCCUGAUGCCGAUGCUGAAAAUUCCAUUUUGAAAGAAGAGCAAGAUGCCCAAAUUGGGAAGGGAUCACGUGGUGAUGUUACUAUAUUGCCUACACUUGUCGUCAAUAACAGACAAUAUCGAGGUAAACUGGAGAAAGGUGCUGUUCUAAAGGCUAUUUGUUCCGGAUUUGAAGAAACUACUGACCCAGCUGUUUGUUUGAGCAACGGUAAAUGUUUACUUACCUUUGGUACAAGAGAAAUAUGCCGUGUAGACUUGUUUUUAGACCUCAUUCUUCUGAUUUUCUGGACAGAUGUGGAGACAAAUGAGUGCUUGACAAACAACGGUGGUUGUUGGCAGGAUAAAGCAGCUAAUAUCACUGCAUGCAAGGAUACAUUCCGUGGGCGAGUAUGUGAAUGCCCCUUGGUUGAUGGUGUGCAAUUCAAAGGAGACGGUUAUACAACUUGUGAAGUCGGUGGACCUGGACGUUGCAAGAUUAACAAUGGAGGCUGUUGGCACGAUGCCCGGAAUGGACAUGCAUUUUCUGCUUGUUUGGAUGAUGGGGGAGUUAAAUGUCAGUGUCCUACCGGGUUUAAAGGCGACGGUGUAAAAAAUUGUGAAGACAUUGAUGAAUGCAAAGAGAAGAAAGCUUGUCAGUGUCCUGAAUGUAGCUGCAAAAAUACUUGGGGCAGCUAUAACUGCAGUUGCAGCGGAAAUCUCCUGUAUAUCAAGGACCAUGAUACCUGCAUAAGUCAAACUGCCAGUCAGGCAAAAUCCAGUUGGGCUGCUUUUUGGGUCAUUUUGAUUGGAUUGGGUAUGAUUGCUGGAGGGGGUUUCCUUGUGUACAAAUAUAGAAUUAGGCAAUACAUGGAUUCUGAAAUCAGAGCAAUCAUGGCACAAUAUAUGCCCUUGGACAGCCAAGCAGAAUUUCCAAAUCACGACAAUCAUGAAAGAACUUGAAAGAAAAAACAGGUCAGUCUCUAGUGAUCUCACGGCGUGCAGCAUGGAUGUGGCUUCUCCUGUGCCCUCUUUGAGCCGUUUAGCAUUCUGAGCCUUUCAUUUAGUACUGUAUCAUAUGGACAAUAAACUAUCGACAGUUUGAAAUUUAGAAUGCUCGAGUGUUUUAUUUGUUCUCUAUUGGUUGAGAAUCUGGCAUUUUGUAUACUUGGAAGGUCAGAGGUAUUUCACUCGAUCCUGCAUUUCUGUUUACCAAAUGUAAUCUUCCACAUCCACGCACAAUGUUGUAACUUAUGGGUGUUGUAGUUCAGGUAACAUCUUGAUAUUAUUACAUUGCUCUGUGGGGGCGUUCCUGCCUUUUUUUUUUUGUUUUC